This is a messenger RNA of Mucor mucedo, 2448 nucleotides long. RefSeq lists its product as uncharacterized. NCBI's taxonomy places the organism in Eukaryota, Fungi, Mucoromycota, Mucoromycetes, Mucorales, Mucoraceae. The coding region runs from base 359 to 2224 and encodes 621 amino acids. The transcript is spliced from 5 exons. The record is from RefSeq and is a predicted model, not a curated record.
CACUCACGUUAUUUGAAAUGUGGGCAGAAGAGUACACCAAAGACACGACAAAUUCUUGCAGACUAUUUAAGGAUGAGGAGACUCCGGCUUUCAAUCUACUGAUAAAACAGACUAUAUCCCAUGGUCUUUCCGGACUUGUAAAAAACCAAAUGCAGGAAUUUAACGUGCGUAGAGGCGCGAUUAUUCUACCCAUCGAUACCAAAAAUGAAGAUCCCGGAAUUUCUUCAAAGCCUAUUUACUUUAUCAAUAUUGGUAAGUCAGUCAAAAGUUUAAUUUUGUCCUACACUGAUAAACCUAUUUAUUUUUUGGGAACUCAAUAGACUUUUUACCUCAACAAAUCAAGGUCACCGCUUCCUAUAUGGAUGCUAAUAGACAAGUCAAACAGAGAAAAUAUAUUCAAUGUAACAUAAAAUCACUGGAUUGCUUUAUUUCUAAGCAAGGAAUAUAUCAAAAGCCAGUGCUUCGUAUAACUAAAAGAUUGAAGCUACUUUUAGACGAUUUGUUUGGUGACUAUCUCAAAUUGUGCUCGCCAGAGAAAAAACAAAGCAGAUCAAAGAAAGGACAGCUGAAAAAAAUUAAAGAAUAUUUUGUUUAUUCAUCACCCAAUCUAGUGGAACAAUUAGCAAAAAAUGUCAAAAUAGAACACCUUUUCGCAUGCGAUAUACCGGAUAACUCUGACGACAAUAUGGUAACUACCUGUGAUCCAGGCUACCUUUUCUUCUUCAUGAUAACAUACCUAUACAAUCUCAACAAGCAACUGGAAGUUGAAGUACGUAAUGAAUUUGGAAAUGAUUGGCAGGGCAAGAACAUCUGGUACGGUGUUUCUAUCGAUAAAUAUUGUUUGGAUGCCUUGAAUGGUUCAGAGGAAAAAAUGGAAGAACUUUUCUUUGCAAGUGGGAUACUUUGUAAAGACGAUGUUUUUCGAAGAGCGAAAUUCUCCACUAUUGGUGAAGAUAUCAUACCCGCUAUUGAAAAAAGACUGGGAGACUUGGACUUGAAGAUGAAAUCAUAUUUUGUUGUUGUACAAGUGUAUCCAAAACAUAUUCAGCUCAGUUUACAUCAAGUGGUCAAACUGGCUUCAGAUCACGAGGAUGCAGCCACGUAUAUUAUCCGUGAUAAAAUAGUACGUAUAGAGGAUGUAUAUGACUCCCUAUGUAAGGAAAUUGGGAAGAGCAUCCGGUGCAUCUGUCAGACUGGGUGUGGCACUACAAACGAAGCUAAAGUAAACGCAUACAAUGAUUUUGGACCAUUUCAAAACUUUGAAGACAUAAAAUCCCGGGUUGUCAAACUAUUCGAUGAUAACAAAGCAUGUUUGAAUAUGACAUCUGAAAUGUCCCUAAACAGCAACGACAAAUGUGCUUGUAAUAUCAGCACCCUUCUACGUAUCAUUAUUGAAGUAAAUCUAAAGUCAGUCAUAGAAGAUAUGGCAACAAUCAUAUCGGCUACAGUGACGAACAAAGAGAUAUUUGGAAAUUAUCAAGUAGAUAAAUUCUUUGUGACGGGAGAUCCAUUUAAUCUUUCUUUUGAAUCAUCGGUUUUUACCGCUUACACCCUGACAAUGCAAAAAGCGAUCAAUGAAGGAUUUUACUCAAGAGGAGUAGAUACACAGGCGUUGGUAUUGAAGGAAUCAGUUCGCAAGUUGCUAAAAUAUACUGAACGCAGUAAACCAUACAUGUACGAAAGAUUUGUCAUUGGAACGUUGCGCCAAGUAGCAAGUGAGACGUAUGGAUUGCGGUUUUCAAGUACGCAAAUACAGCGUUACCCCUUUUUCCGUACUGGCCGUAACGGUCAUAUUAGAGGUGUUUUUGAAAAUGAUUCUUCCUACUUGGUAUUCAUCCAAAAAGGAAAACCGGUACCAACAACAGGAUUAACGUUUUGUCCUAUGGUAAACAAUGUGAAUUUGGAAUCUACUUCAAUCCUUAAACUGACAAAUUCAGACAAAAAAAACCACGAGAAGUACACUCUUUUAGACAAACAAUCAGAAGGUUCAGUGUAUACAUUGAACAACGAAGUCGGAAAGGGUUCAAACUUCAGAUUUGUAGUUGAUUGCAAACGUGUUAACUACAAUUAUUCUCUCAAACUGUCGGUGAGAGCGUUCGGUGAUGAAAUUUACUUUAACGAGGGGUUCGAUAUUGACCAGAAGAUCGAAAAUUACCUUACUUAUCAAGAGACUGAAAAAGAUUACUUUACUUUAGGAGAGCCAUUGACACUUGCUUAUCUUUGAGCUUGAGUGAUAACUUGACCAUUUUGAUUAAAACAAUACCACUUGUAUUCCCCUUUUCUUUUUUUUUUUUUAGGCUUGACGCGUUGUUUUCAAUUGAAUUUUCUACAUAGCAAACCAUCGUUUUUGUACACCCUCUCAAGCUAAAAAUAUGCUUGGAAUUAUUAAAAAUAUUAUAUGGGAUCAUUGUAUUUUGAUUUUAAUUUUUUUUUUCAAAAGACCUAAAA